GUUAUAUUGUAGGUUCUUGUCUCUUCACCAACCCAAUUUCUAAUUCUUCUCUUCAAUUCGAUCGGGGAUCGAUUUCCUAUGGCUGCCAAUACCAUUUCGCUUUCAAUCUCCUCCACCGUCACAUCCCAGAAGACUCUCCACUCCCUUCAAAAUCGCGGCGGCUUGAUUCCCCCACCAACCCUUUCCUUCCCAAAGUCGUCGUCUUCCACCACUAGGUCUCGUGUUCGAGCCGGUCCCAUCCAGCUGAUGAACGAACCUGCUAAACGCUCCAUGGCUACUACUCCUCCCACUAUCGUCGAGGUUGAUUUGGGUAACCGGAGUUAUCCCAUCUAUAUCGGCGCCGGCCUGCUCGAUCAAUCACAUCUUCUUCAAAGGCAUGUUCACGGAAAGAAAGUGCUUGUGGUAACUAACGAACGAGUUGCUCCUCUUUACCUGGACAAGACGAUACAUGCUUUGACUAUAGGAAAUCCAAACGUCACUGUGGAGUCUGUUAUUCUCCCUGAUGGAGAGAAAUACAAGGACAUGGAUACUCUUAUGAAAGUGUUCGAUAAGGCCAUUGAGUCUCGCCUUGAUCGACGAUCUACAUUUGUUGCCCUUGGUGGCGGUGUUAUUGGCGAUAUGUGUGGCUAUGCUGCUGCUUCUUACCUCCGUGGUGUUAACUUCAUCCAAAUCCCCACCACUGUUAUGUCACAGGUUGAUUCUUCCGUUGGUGGCAAAACAGGCAUCAAUCAUCGUCUUGGAAAGAAUAUGAUCGGCGCAUUUUACCAACCACAGUGUGUGCUUGUUGACACUGACACCUUGAACACACUGCCUGACAGGGAGAUGGCUUCAGGUCUUGCUGAAGUGGUCAAAUACGGGCUUAUCAGGGAUGCUGACUUCUUUGAGUGGCAGGAGAAGAACAUUGAGGCCCUGCUUGCUAGGGAUCCGGCUGCAUUAGCUUAUGCUAUUAAGCGAUCAUGUGAAAACAAGGCGGAUGUUGUGUCACAGGAUGAGAAAGAAAGCGGCUUGCGAGCUACCCUCAAUUUGGGUCAUACAUUUGGCCAUGCCAUAGAAACUGGCUUCGGGUAUGGAGAGUGGCUCCAUGGAGAAGCUGUUGCAGCUGGCACGGUAAUGGCAGUGGACAUGUCAUAUCGUCUUGGCUGGAUAGAUGACUCAAUCGUGGAGAGAGUGAACAGCAUCUUAAAACGAGCGAAAUUGCCUACAACACCCCCAGAGAGCAUGACCGUCAGCAUGUUCAAGUCCAUAAUGGCGGUUGACAAGAAAGUGGCAGAUGGACUGCUGAGGCUGAUUCUCCUGAAAGGCCCGCUGGGAAACUGCGUUUUCACGGGAGAUUAUGAUCGGGAGGCGUUGGAUGCUACGCUCCGUGCAUUCUCCAAAUCCUGAGAACUUUGUUCUUCUUCCCUCGAUUUUUGUUUGGUGUUGUUUUUGUUCAGAUAUGAAUAUGUAUCAUUGUAUACCCUACUUGUAACUAGCUUUUGUGGAAUGUGAUAGUAAUGAGGUUUUAAAAUAUAUAAUGAGGAGGUUCAGACAUAUUUGUAUGUAUAUGCUUCAACUCUUAAUCAAUUUGGAUACUUAGC
Messenger RNA from Eruca vesicaria subsp. sativa (arugula), 1577 nucleotides. Lineage: Eukaryota; Viridiplantae; Streptophyta; Magnoliopsida; Brassicales; Brassicaceae. The record is from the annotation of a GenBank genome assembly.